AUGAAUAACCAACUUACCAUCAUUGAAGAACCACGUUUAAAAAGUACAAAAUAUUUCGAUUAUAAAUGUUCACCUCAAACCUUGGGAUUACAUAACUUUUUCAUAGACGAACCAGCAUCUAAAUGGUGCCUUGAAACUUUCGUUAAUAGAGUAAUAAAAAACAAAGAAACAGAACUCAAUUUUGAUCAAAUUCAGGAACUUUUCUUAACCAACUUGGAUCAAAUUAAUAAUCUAAAGAGUACACCCCAAAGUGUUCAUAGCUUUUGUGAAAACUAUAUUAACUGGUUACAGUUUUUUGAAGAAACCAUUGAAAGAGAAAAAUUAGUGCUACAAAAGCGAAAGCAAAAAGAGAUUCUUGAGGAAUAUGUGAGCGAAAAUGCUAAAUUUCAGGCAUUUGAGAGCAGUAUGCAACUUCCAAGAAGGGAGAAGAGGAAAAUAACAUCACCACCACCUCGGGAAAGCACCUCCGAUGAUGAAGAUGUACUUCUGACAACACCAAACAAGAAAAUGUUGGAAAAUGAAGAUGUUAAAUUAUAUGUCGAGUCAAUUCCCAUUGUAUGUGCAUUUGGUGUAAAUAUAUUCAAACUGAAAAAAUUAUUAGGGAAUGAUUUAGCGAACCAAAUCUCUGAGUAUCGGGACAAAACACCUUCUAUAUGGACAAAAGAACUAGAGAAUUAUUUAGAAUAUGCAUUGGAUCAAACAGGAAAACAAUUCAAGAUGGCAAUACAGAAUGAAAUAGAAGGAGAAUCGGCUAACAAGUUUAGGGAGCGAAAAUUUAUUGUAUGCCAUAUCUCAGCUUUGUUCAAAUUUUACGAAUCAACAUUUGGAACUUUGACAUUUGACUGGAUUGAAUCUCAUUCACAGGCUGCAAAAGUGACUAAAUCAUCAACAGAUACCGGGAUUGUAAAAGAUGAAUUUUCUGAUUCAAUAUUUAUAUUCUAUUCAACAAAAAAGGAACUCGGAAUAGAGAUGGAAAUGAUGUCUGGCACAUUGGUUGAUUAA
Molecule: messenger RNA, 1002 nt
Organism: Entrophospora sp. SA101
Lineage: Eukaryota; Fungi; Glomeromycota; Glomeromycetes; Entrophosporales; Entrophosporaceae
Source: the annotation of a GenBank genome assembly